Molecule: messenger RNA, 927 nt
Organism: Capra hircus (goat)
Lineage: Eukaryota; Metazoa; Chordata; Mammalia; Artiodactyla; Bovidae
Gene: SPMIP5
Product: chromosome 26 C10orf82 homolog
Exons: 5
Coding region: 4-711 (235 amino acids)
Source: RefSeq, a predicted model, not a curated record
AUCAUGGAGUCUUCCAAGACCUUCAUGAGACAGAUGCCGAUCACACCAGGCUACAGUGGCUUCGUGCCCUACCUGAGCUGCCAGGGCACCUCCAGCGAGGACAACAUGGCCCACUGUCUGAAAAUCUUCCAGGAGAACACACAGCGGUAUAAAGACCAGCUGGAGGAAUUCCACUGCUCUGUGGCCACUGCUCCCAAGCUGAAACCUGUCCGCUCGGAAGGGACGGUCCUGCGGACACUGCACCAGUAUUACCGGCAGUACCAUCCCUUGAGUCUGGAAUGCAAGAACAUAAAGAAACCUCUCCAUGAGCCCCCCAUCCCUGGCUGGGCAGGCUACCUGCCGAGAGCCAGGGUCACUGAAUUAGGCUGCUCCACGCGGUACACCGUCAUGGCCAGAAACUGCUACAGGGACUUCCUGGACCUCAUGGAGCAGGCCAAACAAGCACACCUGAAACCAUAUGAGGAAAUAUAUGGAGUUAAGUCCACACCACCUCCUCCUACUCCUCCUCCAAAAGUUUUGUUGCAUGAAGGGCUGCUGCCAAAAUAUCCGGAUUUCUCUGUUCCAGGUGUGAGGUGUCCUACCCUCAGCCGAGCCUUGAUGGAGGACCCCAGACCCCAGAUGAUGUGUGGCUGUUCUCAGAGGCCAAGUGUUUGGUGCAGCGGGAAGAUUUACUUAGAGCCGCUGUGUGCAAGAAAGGACAUGGAAGUAUAGGAGUGGGGAGCUCCCUAAGGAGAGGCGGUCAUUACCCGGGGAUCAGAAGCUUCCCGUCCUCACACAAGAGUGCUUCACACACCUGACAGACAUGGGAAAUUUCCUAAGAAUCCUUUUCACUGCCACCUGCAUCCUGACCAUUGAGCAAUAACAUGUCAUUCUUGAUAAAGGCCUUUUAUUGUCGUGUGAGUAUAAAGAGGUAUACUGCUCAGCCUU